UUAUAAAAUGUGGCACGUUUGCUUACUCUCGAUUUUUCCCUUUCAAUUUAUUUGCUUUUUUUACGACCGCCUCAUAAAUUUCUUUCCAUCUUUAGGUUUUCCCUUCUGCGUUUCCCUAAUAGCUCAGACAUACAUAUUUUAUGGUACGCUCUCUCUGCUCAGCUCCAACAUUCAUCUGCGUCUCUUUGCCAAUCCAUCUCACUGUCUUACGUACGGCGGCUCCAUUCUGAAAAAGGAUUGUUUUACUCUUUGCUUCCAGAUUCGAUCAAAUCUUGAAGGGUUUGGUUCACCUUUCUCGAUAAUCAACAGCAGCAGGAGGUUAGCGUCUUUCAUUUUUGAACGCUUAUUGAGAAAAUCAUGGUGAGUCCAUUUGGGCAAAUGGGCAAGCAGGAUUUAGGUCCUCCAUGGUUGCGACCAAUGCUGAGAGCCAGCUAUUUCAUCCCCUGUGCAGUUCAUGGGGAUUCUAAUAAAAGUGAAUGUAAUAUGUUUUGUUUAGAUUGUAUGGGUAAUACCCUCUGCUCUUAUUGUUUGAUCGAUCAUAAAGAUCACCGUGUUGUUCAGAUAAGGCGAUCUUCAUACCAUAACGUGGUGAGGGUGAAUGAAAUACAGAAGUACAUAGAUAUAUCUUGCGUCCAGACUUACAUUAUUAAUAGCGCCAAAAUCGUGUUCCUGAAUGAGCGACCUCAGCCAAGGCCGGGAAAAGGCGUCACCAACACUUGCGAGAUUUGUUGCAGAAGCCUCCUUGAUUCCUUCAGAUUCUGUUCUCUUGGAUGCAAGCUUGGAGGCAUGAAGCGGGGUGACCCAGACCUGACAUUUACACUGAGGGUGAAGCACAAUCGGGAUCCUUUCCUUGGUGAGUCUGAAUCCGAUGAGUCCUCUACCCCAAAGAAGAUUAGAAAGACACAUGCUUUCAACCGGUUGAUGGAUGGACUUACAAUUUAUUCUUCAGAUGGGCAUAGCAAUGAAUUUAACUCGGGAGAUGAGGCCACUACCAACCUAUCUCCAUCUACUCCUCCCAUUUAUAAUCACCGCAAUGCAAGGAGAAGAAAGGGUAUUCCUCAUCGUGCUCCAUUUUGAGAUUUCUCAAGAAUUGGAAAACAAACAUAUGAAAAAGGAGAAAAACCAUAUAUAAGAAAAGGUGAAAAAUUAUAAAAAGAAAAAGGAGAAAAAAAAUUGAUGGGUGGAUGGCAAUAAUGUUUAGUAUGCAGUGAAAAUUUGACACAUAAAAAUUAGGGUAAAAAAUGAUUGUUACAGUGUUUUCUUGUGUAGAUAGUAGCAAAAGACUGUUUCUGUUGGCUAUGGACUAUGGAGCACGGGAAAGAGUCCCAUCAUAUUUAUUAAUUAGCACUGGGACUUGAUUUCUCGAAUAGAAAUCUUAGGACAUAUAGUUUUAAAAACGUGUUUGUACAGAUGAUUAUGUAUGGGUUUUAGGUAGUUGGAAAGAUAGUAAUAAUGGAGUGGCAUUAUGAUGGGUUAUGUA
Hevea brasiliensis (rubber tree) is the source of this 1480-nucleotide messenger RNA. RefSeq names its product protein RGF1 INDUCIBLE TRANSCRIPTION FACTOR 1. NCBI's taxonomy places the organism in Eukaryota, Viridiplantae, Streptophyta, Magnoliopsida, Malpighiales, Euphorbiaceae. The transcript has 5 exons. The coding region runs from base 358 to 1077 and encodes 239 amino acids. The record is from RefSeq and is a predicted model, not a curated record.